CAGGGGCCCUGAGAUACUAACGGGCCCCUGUGGUAUUUUGUUUAAACCUGUUUAAACCAAAAAUACAGUAUUAUUUUCACUCUCUCUAAGCAUGUAGUUUUACAUACAAACUUUUGCCUUCGCUUCACUCGGGUCUAUUUGCUUUUCUUUUAUUUCAAAAUUGGGAGUUUUAAUUACCUAAUAUUCAAUUCAUUCCUAAACCUACAAAAAAUAUAAUUAUAAUUUUUUUAAAAAUCAUUUUUAUCUCUCAAAAUACGAAUUCUUGAAAGGUUUUGUCCUCGCUUUGUUUGAGCCCUUGUUAGUUUUUUUUUCAAAUUAAAAUUUUAAAAAAAUAUAUCAUUCAAAUUUGAAAAAAUGUUCAAGCCAAAAAAUGUACUAUUCACCUGAAAAAGCGUAUUUUUUUUACAUCCCAAAAUGAGCUUUUGCUCUCGCUUCAUUCGAGUCUUGUUUGAUUUUCAUUUUCAAACUCAUCAUUCAAAUUUUAAAUUAAAAAAAUGAAAUUUUGCAAUAUACCUAAUCAUAAGGUUUUUGUUUUAUGAAAAAAAAAAAAAAAAAAAAAAAAAAAAAAAAAAAAAAAAUGGAAAAACUAAUGCUUCGAGAAGGAAAAUAAAUCGUUAACAGGUUGUUGGAAAUUUUAUUCUCUAUGCCACCAGAUUGACCUCAAAAUUGAAGUAAUGAAAAAGAUGAAAAAAAAGGAAAUAAAAAAAUGAGUGCAUUCAUGAUCAGAUUUUGUUUCGCUGCAACAAAUCACUGUGAAUACCCAUUUUACGCAGUUAUGUUCACACAAAGCAAACAAGAAACGUUUUUCAAGACCAUGUUUAGCUCAGUUUUGCCGGAGAAUACGUAUGUAGGUAAUAAACACAAACGCUCCAGCAAAACUAGUGGAACUGGACUGAUAUAUUCGUACCUAAAAAAACUAAUUUUCACACCGAUAUGGUCGGUUUCAACGUGUGUACGGUCAGUCGGUCACAAUGUAGUAUAAAGGCUGGCACCCAUCUCAUAGACAAAGUUCAGAUUCGGUGCGGUAUCACAGCAUUGGAAUUCAUAUGUAAAUUAUCCUUUACACAGUUUUUUUUUCAAUUUAUUUUAUGUACUUACAUCAAGUUGAAGUGUUUUUAAAUUUUUUUUCACAAUGUCACUGUGCCGAAUGUCAAUGGUCUGCGAUUCAAUGAAUUCAAUUCUUCUAGUUUUGCUGUUAGCGUAUCGUUGUAAUAGUCAAGCAAAAGAGUUUGAUUUUGAAGACAACUGCAGCAAAUACGGGCAGAUUUGCAUUAAUUACUUCAACUGUUCUAAUACAAAAGAACUUAUUGAAAGUAAGCGAGCUUUACCGUGUGGCUUUCGGGAUGAACUUUCCAAAAAAGAUAUAAAAAUAUGCUGCAAUCCAUCAAAUAUUAUCCCAGCAACAACUUCAUCACCACCUCCAUCACAUCAGGUAAUUCGAGAACAAGAUCUUGGGUCAUCCGUUUCCAGGAAUUCCACUGCAAUAGCACUGCAAAAAUGCCAAGAGUAUGGAAGAUAUCAAUACGUGAAAAUAUUGCGACCUACUCUUCUACUAGCCGAUAAAGGAAAAUAUCAUGUCGAGGUAGACUGCAUGCUUACGGAAACAUUAAUGGAUAAAGGAAAUCCAGGCGAACCCGCAGCCAAAAAAUAUCCUCAUAUGGCUCUCAUUGGAUAUGGAAAAGAAUUCAAAAACGUCUCGUGGGAUUGCGGUGGCAGUUUAAUCAGUGAAAAAUUCAUCAUGAGUUCUGCACAUUGCACUGAUCGUACAUCGGGUCCGCCAAGAUGGGUUUUACUAGGAGACUUGAAUAGAUUCACAACAGAGAACCACGCCCAGUUGAAAGUUUACAGCAUAGUCAAAGUUUACAACCACCCGAAUUACAAGUCACCGUCUUUCUACCACGACAUUUCACUUUUACAAUUGAACACCACUGUCGAACUUAGUCCUAAUGCAAGACCAGCUUGUCUGUAUACUUCAGCCACUGAUUUACCUAUAGCCACUGAUUUACCUAUCCUCUUUAAACCAAGCGUUACAGGCUGGUAAAGCAAAAGCUUUACAGGCUGGGAAGGAAUAGACGCAGUCAAACAAACCAGUGAUAUGUUACUGGCAUCAACCAUGAAAAUGGUCGAUCAUCAGAAAUGCAGAACUACAUAUGCAUUUCAAGUCAAUCGCGCUAAUCUGGCUCGUGGGUACGAUUCAAAUACUAUGAUUUGCGCUGAAGACUUCCGUAAGGACAAAACACCA
Molecule: messenger RNA, 2242 nt
Organism: Planococcus citri (citrus mealybug)
Lineage: Eukaryota; Metazoa; Arthropoda; Insecta; Hemiptera; Pseudococcidae
Product: serine protease snake-like
Exons: 7
Coding region: 1133-2041 (302 amino acids)
Biological process (GO): proteolysis
Molecular function (GO): serine-type endopeptidase activity
Source: RefSeq, a predicted model, not a curated record